This is a messenger RNA of Gossypium arboreum, 1834 nucleotides long. Its product is annotated as ubiquitin-conjugating enzyme E2 34-like. Lineage: Eukaryota; Viridiplantae; Streptophyta; Magnoliopsida; Malvales; Malvaceae. The record is from RefSeq and is a predicted model, not a curated record. The transcript is spliced from 10 exons. The coding region runs from base 500 to 1210 and encodes 236 amino acids.
AAUACAGUUGUCAAACUGCAUUUCCAAUCCGUGCUAAAACAAAUGUUAUUCAAAAAGUAAACAAGCAUCUGAUAUUACCAAAUUAACCAUUAAUUAUUUCCACAUACUAGAAAAUGAAAUGAUUUGAAGAAGGCUGAUAAUGUCAUUUCAGGGAAGCAGCAAAAGCAAAAUCCUCCGGCAAGUCGAUCUCGAAGGAGAGACGAUAACUGGAGAAAGGAAAGGAAAGGAAGGAGCAGCGGCACCAUUAGUAGUACGCUACAGUACUAUCACAUAAAGCGUAACAAACAAAUCCCCAGCGUCAAAAGAAUCCUCCUCUCUCGCUUUCGCUCUCCGUUAGAUCUUUCCUUUCCUCUCUUUCGUCUUUCUUUUAGUUAUAGUUUCAGCUUCUUUUAUCUGCCUCGAUCCCCAGUGAAUAAUUAUAAUUUGAAAGUUGAAGAAACGAAACAGGGGGUGGGGUUUUAUUUUCUUGUGGCCCAGACCACUUUUAGGUUUCAGAGGAAUGGCGGAGAAAUCGUGUGUUAAGCGCCUUCAGAAAGAAUAUAGAGCACUUUGUAAGGAACCAGUUUCUCAUGUUGUUGCUCGUCCAUCCCCAAAUGACAUUCUUGAGUGGCAUUAUGUGCUGGAAGGGAGUGAAGGAACGCCUUUUGCAGGUGGGUAUUAUUAUGGAAAGAUCAAGUUCCCUCCAGAGUAUCCCUACAAACCUCCUGGAAUCACGAUGAUCACCCCCAAUGGACGGUUUAUGACACAGAAGAAAAUAUGCUUGUCCAUGAGUGAUUUUCAUCCAGAAAGUUGGAACCCUAUGUGGUCUGUAUCUAGCAUACUUACCGGGCUUCUCUCUUUCAUGAUGGAUAAUAGUCCUACCACUGGCAGUGUGAACACUACUGUUUCUGAAAAGCUACGCUUGGCAAAGGCAUCCCUUGCAUUUAAUUGUAAAAACCCCACAUUCAGAAAACUGUUUCCGGAGUAUGUGGAUAAGCACAACAAGCAGCAGCAGCUUGUGUCAGAGCAUUUAUCACCAGAAUCACCUCAAGGAGAAAAUUCUAAACCCGAGACUGAAAAAGUUGUUAACUCUUCAGGGAAAGAUGUUAAAAAAGUAGAUACCCUCAGGAAUACACGAAGAAACCAGAAACAGUCUUUCCCGACGUGGAUGAUGUUGUUGCUUGUUUCCAUCUUUGGUAUUGUAAUGGCGUUGCCACUGCUUCAACUUUGAUAUAGGUGUCACAACAUGGAAAAAAAAUUGUAGUGAGUGGUUAUAACAGUCUACUUUAGGGAAUCCUUUUAAAUGCUCCAAAGGUUUGCUCUGUACUAGAAAUUAUGUAUAGGGGGUUUGGUUCCUUGGGAGGAGGGUCAGUUGGAUCUUGACUGAUGUUUCUACUAUGUUAAGUUCAUGUCGGUGACCAAUUGAUGUCGAAACAUUACAUGCUUGCAACAUUGUUAUUAUUUUAGUUGGAGUCGUUUGAUUGAUUUGGUUUCAUAGCUGUUCUGUGUCGUCCUAGUGCUCUCCAAGGUCAAGUCGUGUGCUACUGGGUAUUGAGAUUCAUGCACUGAAAACAUAGAAGAUUUUGGCUUAGCUGUGAAAUUGAGUAACUGUCCGGGACGAGGCGAACCAAUGAACCAACUUUGCGAGCCAGGACGUGCUGAAGAGCCAUAAGCUUUUUUCUUAAUGCUAAUUUGAGCUGGCAUUAUAGAAAUUACAAUGGUAAGGUCUGUCUCCACUUUCCUUUUUCUUUGUAUCUUACCUAAAACCACUGGUUCGUUGUUGGUGUACUAUGAAUAGCUUUGCCUUUUUUCCUUUCAAUGGGACGAUUACUCUCGAUCCUACUGAUUGAUAAAA